UUCAACCGCCCGCAAAAUGGUUUCUCUUUCACUUUGGUAACUCUUUCAGUUUGGUUCUUGAUCAUUAGAUUUCUAAAAAUCAACGUCAACAAGACAAUGCUUGGUAGAUGUGUUGUUCGAACUGCCUGCCUAGAGUCCUUGAAUGGUAACAGAGAGGGAAACUGGGAUGAGGAGGUGAUUACCCUUCUGGAUAGCAACUAUGAGGACUGGAGGGACCCAAAAGGGACUCAUAUGGUCCCCUGUGAGUUCUCGUACCGAACACGUGGACCAGAUAAUGGGGAGCAGACAGAGAAGAAGUUUUUCGACCUUUUGCAAAAUUUUGGAGGGAAUCGUUCAGAAUCUAUGUUUGUGAUUCACUCCUACAAUUUUGCGGAGAUUAUUUCUGAAUGGAAUAAGGGAUCCAACAACGAGACAAAAAAGUGGCUGACUGGAGAACACGAUUUCGUUGUUAUUCAUCGCCGGUGUGGAAUUAUAUUUUUCCAGGUGAAGGCAGCUAAGAAAACACCAGGGCAAUAUUCCAAAGCGAAGGCACAAUUACAGAAAGACAAACAGGCUCUACAGGUGUUUGUUGAUGAAAAUCUUUCAGGCAAAAUUAAAAGAGAUAUGGACUCUGAGAUAUACCGAUAUCCAGGGUUUGUCGUUAUGCCCAACUGUCCUUGUCCAAAUGGUUCAGUUGCAAAACCUGCCACCGGUGUCUUUCUGGAAGACUGUGAAGAUGUGAAUGCAUUUUCUAAGUGGUGGAAUACCAAGGUUGCUGGAGUUGGGAGGGACACUCCUUUUGAUCAAAAGUUGUUUGAGUACCUAGUCAUGCGCUUUGUUGGAAUGGCACACAGCUUUCACUGCACCCUCAGUGGAUCAAUUGAAGAUGAUGGGAAGGCUCUUGAGAUGUGCACAAAAGAGCAGUUGAGAGUUCUCCUGGAUCUAAAAUCACAGCAAUGGAUAACAGGACCUGCAGGUAGUGGGAAGACAUGGUUGCUCAUUAAAAAAGUUCUGAUGCUUGCUGAGAAUGCACUCAGGGGGAACACAGAAGAGAAAAUACUUGUUGUUUGUUACAACAGGCCUCUGUUUGUGAUGCUGUCCAAAACAUUUGCAGAUAACCUGAAUGGAAAUACACAAGGAGUAGUGAGAGUGAAGACUUUUGAGUCACUUCUCUAUGAAUUGACUAGGUCAAAACCUGGAAAUUCUGAUAAGGAGAAAGAAAAAUGUAUUUCCCAAGCUGUAGAAAGUUUGGAGAAUGAGACUCAGUUGGUCCAAAGGUAUGAUUAUAUAUUUGUUGACGAAUGCCAAGAUCUCUGUGGUGACAAGUGGCCCAUUCUUUUUGAAAAGUUGUGUAAGGGUCAUGAUGAAGUCACACCUAGAAACAUCUGGUUCUUAUAUGAUACAAAUCAGUACCUGAGACUAUCACCUCAGCACCCACUGCUGAAAAGAGCAUCACUCAGCCUCUCCACAGUUUUUAGAAACACAAAGAUGGUCUUUGACCAAUCAAAGAAGUAUUUUUCAAAUGGUCAGUCUAUCGUUUUAGGGCACCAUGUAUGUGGAUUGGAAAUUAAGUGGGAUGACUCACUGCCACUAGACCUACAUAAUGGUGCAAAAUGCAUCAAGAGGCAUGUUGAAGAGCUCAAGAGAAACAAAGUGCAUGACAAAGACAUCUGUAUUAUGACCCAAAAUGUUACAAUUCGAGAUGAUAUCAGUAGAAUGUUGAAGGUAAAUGGAAUUGAGAACCAAAAUGCAGAAGAACUAUUUGAAACAUGUGAAGAUAAAGUUGUAGUCGAGAGCAUCAGGCGCUUCAAAGGGUUGGAGUCCAAAGUGGUCAUUCUUUAUAACCCACCAUAUAGUGAAGAGGUGAUGUGGAAUGUAAAGGAACUCCUUUACACAGCAUUGUCCAGAUGCUUUUGUUAUCUCAUUAUCAUUACCACCCCAAAUGGUUGUAGUGUUUUGCAGUCACAAGAAGGGGUGAUGGAACAUACCUGGGAUGAAUUUAUGGAAAUUGAUGAUGACUAAAUAUGAGCAGAUAUGUCACAAAUUCAAGAAAAUAAUUGACAUUUUUAAAAGACAUGUUUUGCCAGUUCUUCUGUCAUCUUCAGUUAAAAUGUUUAUAAAGUACAAAGUCGAAUUUAAAAUGUAUACACAAUACCAUUUCAAAAGGAAGACUGCAAUAACUUUAUAGAAGAAGAGAAAUAAUAGGAAGAAAGGGAUUAAAGUGCAUACUUCCACAUUGAAGAUUGCUGAAAGUUGAAAAAGAAAAAUUGGAAAGUGCAACCAAUAUCAAAUGAGUCGUGAGAGCAUAUUAAAAGAGUUUCAAGAGUCUCCAGCUCCUAAGAUUUGUGAAAGGUACUGCAUGUGGAUAUCCUUAACUACCAAAGGGACAUUGUUGGACUUGUAUUUUUUUAAGCAUAUAGUAAACCUGAUGCAUAGGCAGCUCUGAUUAAGCAACAGCUGUGGGAAUAGCAUUGCAGAAGUGCAGUAACUAUUUAUCUCAGGUUAGACUAUCAAACUUUGCUGCAUCUUGAGAGAACUUAAACUUUUUUAUCCAGUGCUUUAGCAUUUAUUUGUCAAACUACAAAAACAUUUUGUAGACUGUCAGAAUUAAUCACCUUAAAUAAUUAAGUCAUUCCUAAAUAGCAAAAGAUGAAAGGAAAACUUGUGUCUUGCCACUUUCUUUAUAACUUUUAAAGCUCAACUUCAGCAAUAUCAGUACAGACCAAGAGUUUCUUAGUCUUCUGAUAAGUGCCCCUCUAUUUAGCUGGAUGCUUAGUUGAGGAAAUUGAGUAUUUACUUCACAGCAUUUUUAGAUAAAACAGAAAUUAUCUUUAAAAUUUUAGGUAUACUACCAGUAACUAUUGUUAGUAGUCAAAUUUGUAAAAAGAUGGGACUGUUUUCCAUGUAAUAAUUGUAGCGAAGUUGAAGUUUCUGAAAUGUAUGGAGGAAACGUUUUUUUAAGCAGCUUUUCAGUUUCUAGAUUAUAUCCAGAUGGAAGUGGUUUUGAUGGUAGCAUUCUGCUCAGACUUAAUUGAAAUUUAUACUUCUUGGGUGUCUAAUGGACAAUAAUUUGCCUUGACUUUGAAAGAGAUUUUUGUUUAGGUUAAGAGUUAUCCCUUAAAGGUAAAAGGUAAAAUAGACAGGAUCUUGUAAGUUUUGGGUUAAUUAUAUUCAAAGAAGAGUCAAUUUUAGGGGAUUCUGAAGAAAGUUUUCAUGUGAUGAAAUUAAAGUCUCUAAAAAGAAAUGAGUAGGAUUUUUUAAGGGUGAAAAAAAGACUUGUAUGUCUCAUAAUUGUCAUCUGUGAUGUAUUUACAAAAAUAAUUGGUUCACAGAGAGCAAAGAAUUUGUAAAGAUUUAAAAAAAAAUUAUAAAAUGGAUUUACUUUCAUUGGUAAUUGCUAUUUUUUUGCUGGUCAAGAGAAUGAUAGUACUUGCAAUUUAUUCAGCUCCAAUUUUUUACAGUAAUUUACCUUUCACACAUUAAGUGAUGGUGAAUUUGUUCUUUUACAUUAAGUCUUACCUAAAAACUUGCAAACUUGGGCACAUUUGAAAUUUGAACUGCAUAACUUGAACAUAUGAAACCAGUUAUUCUCUCUGAUGAAAUUUAUCAGCUAGAAGAGCGGAAUAGAAAUGAAGCCUUGCUAUUUGGCUUAUGAUGUUACUUUGGAUGCAAGUAGCAUUGUCAGUAUGUGCAUGGCAUCAGAAACUACAAAGCAAGACAAAAUGAACUAUACUUCAUUAAUAUUCUAUUCUUUUUAUCAUUUGCUUGACUAUUAUAUUAACCAUUGUGAAGAAAAUUUAUUUUCUGACCACUCAGUUGAGUCAAAGAGUUGAGUUAGACUUAGGAUAUUAGUAACAAGGGUAGCCUGCGUAGCAGCGCUUUGCUAUAACAAGGGUUACUUUAAUUCUGUUUCACAUUCCUGACAGUAUAAUUAUGAUUCAAUCUUGGUUUCUUGAAACUACCAAUUAACUAGCAUAUGAAAGACUUAACCCUUUCACUCCCAAGAUCUCAGUAAUUCUCCUCAGUGUCUGCCAUACAAUUCCUUUGAUGUUAGUUUGGAGAAUUUGGUAUUUGAUCAACCGAUUGUCCAUUUUCUGUAUUCUAAUUUGUCUGCUUGAUAUUAUAUUUAUAAUGUUAUGAGAAGUUCUGUCUUGGUCACUCGUGGGAGUAGGGUUAAAAACUGAAGAAUGCAAUUAAGAAGCAAUGACUUUUUAUCCCUAACUCCUUGGAUAAAUCAGUAAUUAACUUCUCCUUAGAGUAGUAGCUAGAUUACAAAAUUUGUGAUGGACUCAGGGAAUCCAUUGUGAUUCCCAGGAAAAAUGAAAGGAGGAAUAAAAUUAGAAUGGCUCUGGGGAAGGCUGAUGUUCUACAGUAUUCCUCAUGUUUGUACAUGAUAGAAUAGCUGCAAAAAUACCAAGUAGACAUUGCUAAUCAAAGCUGUUAUUUACUUUUACUCUUA
This is a messenger RNA of Stylophora pistillata, 4438 nucleotides long. RefSeq lists its product as uncharacterized. Lineage: Eukaryota; Metazoa; Cnidaria; Anthozoa; Scleractinia; Pocilloporidae. The record is from RefSeq and is a predicted model, not a curated record.